GCAACUGACACAGCUGGGAAAGAGAAACUUCUGGCUCCUCUGUAAAACAAGCAAAAAUGUCUUUAAGCGUUGUUUUACGUAUAAACAGUUAAAACCACAGAAACGAUAGGUCACAUUGUUCGCUCUAGAUGGCUUUCUCUUGGUUUCGUGUUGCUGUGGCGCUUUGUUUUGCGUCUUUAUCGGUUGUUGUCGCCGUUAUCGGACCAAAUCAGGCGAUGCCUCCUCCUCUGCCCGCCGCCCUCGGUGUGUGCUCUCUGGCCGGGAUGGCGCUCCUCUGGAGGGACAUCAGCUCCAAGAUGAAGGGUGAGAGCCGGACCAUGGGCAGCCUGCUCAGCCAGUAUCUGUCCGUGAAGGCGGUGGGCUGGCUGGGCAGGCGGCAGAGGAGGAAACUUGAAGCCGACACUCUCAACGUGAAGCGGGUCCAGGAGGAGACGCUGCUGAAGCGCCUGCGGAAAAACGCAAACACAUGUUAUGGAAGACAGUAUGACUUCAGCUCAAUUAAAGACAGCGAUGACUUCCGGUCGCGUCACCCCAUCACCACAUACGAGCACUACCGGGAGCUCAUCAAACGCAUCGCGGCCGGAGAGGAGAAGGUGAUCAUUGCAGAGAAGCCGCUGAUCCUGGCCAUGACCUCUGGGACGUCAGGAGCCAGCGCCAUGCUGCUCAGCACCAAGGACACCAACACUGAGUUCUUCCUGCAGGGAGUGACUGUGUGUUUGGAUGCCAUGGGAAGAGCGUUCCCUGCGACCGACAGCCUCCAGCGCACCACCAAAUUCUUCUACUCACCGACUUUUCGCCAGUCGGAGGCCGGCAUCCCCAUCGGACCAAACUCCUCCACACCAGCCUCCUCACGCCACAUGCUCAACCUCUACACCACCCCGGCACCCGCCUUCGAGGUUCCCAGUGAGAAAGACACGCUCUACCUACAUCUCCUGUUUGCUCUCAAAGAUCCCAGUGUGGGAACACUGGAGUCCAACUUUGCUUCCACAGUCUUCUAUGCUUUCACUGCUUUACAGGAUCGCUGGCAGGAGCUCGUCGAGGACAUUGAACGAGGGGAGGUGAGCAGCGCUCUGGCUCUGGAGCCCAAAGUGAGGUCCAGGCUCCAGGCUCUGAUGAAGCCAGACCCGCAGAGGGCCGCUCAGCUCCGGGCCCACUUCCAGGAUGGCUUUCGUGGGAUUGUCAAGCGGCUGUGGCCUCACCUGCACCUGGUGCUGGCAGUGGACUCGGGCUCUAAUCAGAUCUAUGGGGAAAUGUUGAGGGAGAACUACUGCCAGGGAGUGCCUUUCUAUUCGCCUUUCUACGCUGCUACUGAAGGUCUAAUUGGGGUGAACCUGUGGCCGCAGGAGCUGAACAGACGCUACAUGCUCUGCCCUCGCUCAAUGUUCUGCGAGUUCCUGCCGGAGAGCAGCCUGGAGGAGGAGACGCCUCAAACUCUGCUGAUGGAGGAGGUGAAGGAGGGACAAAACUAUGAGCUCGUUAUCACAAACGCUUCAGGACUCUUCAGAUAUCGCAUCGGAGACAUUGUGAAAGUAGUUGGAUUCCACAACCAGUGUCCCAUUGUUGAGUUUCAGUACAGACGGGGUCAGAUGUUGAGCGUUCGAGGGGAGAAAGUGUCCGAGGCGUUGUUCCUCAAUGCUCUGAAGAAAGCUGUUGCUCAGUGGCCGGCAGCCCAACUGGCUGACUACUGCUGCGCUGAGAGCGGCAUCAUGGGAGAUUCAAUUGGCGGCUCAGAUCCUCAUUACCAGGUCUUUAUAGAGCUGAAAGGUGUGAGAAACCUCACAGAGGAACAACGGUACAAGUUGGACAUUUGUCUCCAGCAGGACUCGGCUGUCUACAAGUCUUUCCGUAUCAAAGGCAGCAUCGGGCCAAUGAGGGUGCAGCUGGUGGCAGAGGGCGCGUUCAAGGAGCUGCGACAACACAUGAUGGCCUUCUCCAACACGUCACCCAACACUUUUAAAAUGCACCGAGUGCUGCGCAGGAAAGAGUACGCUGACUUUCUCCUGGGGAAAACCGUCUCCUGAAACCUCCUGUUGUUGUGGAUAGAGACAAAGAUUGAGGACUGUGGUGAGCGCUGACUGAAUGAAAUGUUGAACGAGUUGAUUAAUUGUGCCUUUGGGAACUAUAAAAACACAAACACACAUAAUAUCUGACAAUUAAAAAUGUUCAUUUGACUGAUUUAUUUACUCGCCAUAUUUAUAUUUUUAUUAAAGUGAACCGUAAAUGUG
Messenger RNA from Centropristis striata (black sea bass), 2225 nucleotides. RefSeq names its product GH3 domain containing (gene ghdc). Gene Ontology annotation, cellular component: cytoplasm. Bases 129 to 2021 code for a protein of 630 amino acids. NCBI's taxonomy places the organism in Eukaryota, Metazoa, Chordata, Actinopteri, Perciformes, Serranidae. The transcript has 11 exons. Gene Ontology annotation, molecular function: acid-amino acid ligase activity. The record is from RefSeq and is a predicted model, not a curated record.